Molecule: messenger RNA, 721 nt
Organism: Schistocerca americana (American grasshopper)
Lineage: Eukaryota; Metazoa; Arthropoda; Insecta; Orthoptera; Acrididae
Exons: 3
Coding region: 53-463 (136 amino acids)
Source: RefSeq, a predicted model, not a curated record
UCGUUUCAUAGAUUCGACAUUGGUCGGCUGAGCACAACUGGAACUUGCCGUCAUGUCGUCGCUGGUAGUCUACGUCGUCGUCUUCAUAGCUGCCUGCGCCGCGGCUCAAAGCGCGAGCAAGAUUGUACCAGGACCUGCAGUCAGCGGUACGGUCGACUGCUACGACGAAAACGGGAAGCUGCGGCAUCCACGGCCGACGAGUAACCUGCUCGACUGCAAGCCAUGGUGCCCUCCAGGCUGUCCAGAAGGGGGAUGCUUUCGUCACAACAGGUGUAACUGCGGCACUGGUUACAAGGACGCGAGAACGCGAGAUGAGAUGAAGGCAAAGGCUCCCGUCAGAUGUGAGCCCGUAUGCAGAUAUGGGUGUGUCAACGGGGACUGCGUGGCCCCAGAGACAUGCGAGUGCUGGGAGGGCUAUAUGAAGGACCCUCUCCGUAUCAACACCUGCGUGUGGGGUGACUAACUGCAUACACAGCUGGCUUCCUACUUCACAGCACCAGAUUCCGGAAGCAGCGAUUAUCUCUUAUCACUACAAGUGUCAAGCAUCAGGAUACGAGUGUCAUUUCACAGAUAGUACAAACCUUCUUUUCGCAAGGUAAACAUCAAAUGUAUCACUUUUUGGUGGAGCAAAGCCUCUGAAGCUCACUGUAUUUGGAUAAUUAAAGUUAAAUAACUGUAUGUAUUCCUUCAAAAUAAAUAAAUGACACUAAUUAUUAAAGUA